Amoebophrya sp. A120 is the source of this 1791-nucleotide messenger RNA. The record is from the annotation of a GenBank genome assembly. NCBI's taxonomy places the organism in Eukaryota, Dinophyceae, Syndiniales, Amoebophryaceae.
GGAAUAUUAGCCAGGACAGGCACCACUUUUUGAAGAUAAGUAAGAUCAAGAAAAGAGUAAAGUUUCCUAGACGUUUCUGAAAUUAUUUGAUGACAAAAACAACCUGAAUUUGUCGACCUCGCCGGAGUAGAAAGUAACUCGAUACUUAUACGUUUCGCACAUUUGAUGUAGUGUAAGAGCCAAAAUUUUACUUGAGCUUUGCUUUCUGAAAUUGAAAGUAUCGAUCGCGACCGCAGCAAAGUUGAGCUACUUUUUGACCAUUUUCAGUUUUUCAUCGAUUCCUGUUGAAUAUCAAGUAGAUAAACCUCCAGGCAGUUUGAGUAGCGACAUCAAGUUGAUAUUUGAGAGUUCUUACCCUGUUUCUGGUUUCAAAAACGACUGUAUUGCUUAUGGCCGACAAUGCGUGGGACCAUACUUCCGGGCAAGUUGUGAUCGAAGAGUCAGGCAUCAUAGGCGAGCCGAUCAUGACGGGCGCUCCCGUACCCAAAGCAGCCCCGAAUGGUUACAGCAAGUUCGUUGGGAGUCUGGCGCCUCCUGCCGGCGAAGGAGUUCCCAGCCAUAGCGGUAUCUAUCAAUGAUGUGAAAAAUUCUCUUACAUUUUCAGAAGUGCGUCUUGCAAGUUUGUGCGCCGUGGUAUGGAAAGAAAAAAAUUGUGAAGGAAUGGCACUGAAAGUUCUAGAAGCUUUAUUUUUUCGAUCAUUUUUGAUUUUGUACGCCUACGCGACGAAGAUGAACUAACCUCUGCAGGCGACCCAACAUACGUGAGCCCGGACCUGGUCGUCCAGGAGCAAAGCUACCAGAAUGGCGGCUCCAGCUCGACGGCGCAAGAAGGGGUGCACCGAUCGAGCGACCCUGAGGGUGGCGGAAACCCCGAGGCCGUGGUACAUGACAGUGGCGGGUCCGAGGACGAAAUAAAGGUUUUUGCGGUAAAGGGCGAAGUAGUGGAGGGUCUUACUGGCGAGAUAAAAGUGUACGAUCCCCAGUCCGGCUGGGGCUUCAUCCUUGCCAACCCAUGCACGCUGGACACGGACGUGUUUUUGCACCGAAAUCAGUUCCAGGAUGUGGAAAGCGGCCCCAAAGAACUCAUCAGCACAAGAGACCCGGAGAAAACGAAGGUGGAAAAUUUGCGUGGGUUGUAAGUGAUCAGCUACCUUCGCAAGUACGAGCGCUUCUAGAAUUGUAUGCUUCUUCUGUUGUAGUUUUUGGGCGGAUCAGUUUUCACAUACUGUUCUCAAACUCUAAACAGGUACGAUUCACAAUGGACUGGACAGACGAAUCGAAGCCCAAGGCGCAACAAGUGGUCAUUAUUAGCGGGCCAAGAUCGCAGCCAGGUAACUUCGAUUUUAUGACUGAAGGCGGAAUUUGAUCAAGCAACCGCUCAUAAUCUCGUUUUUUGUGUUGAUUGUAAUGUAUCUGAUCGAAAAAUGGCGACGCCCUGAUGCUCAUCGAAUCGUGACGCAUUUUGGUUUCCAAAAAUUAUACAUAGUUGGCAAGGGCGUGAGCAGAAAGUGCGGCAACUGCUAUUCAACGGUCGUGUGGAACGUAAAUCCGUGCGUUGUGUGCGGCAAGGACCAAUAUUACGGCAAGGGAAAGGGCAAGGGCUACGGUUUUAACGGGAAGGGUAAGACCCACCGAGCGGAACCCUACCGCUAUACCGAGAAGGGCGGCACGGAGAAGGGCGGGGACGCAGCGGAGCGAGCGCCCUCCGUUGGUAAGGGCGGCGGUGGCAGUGCGUUGAACAGUCCCGCCAGCGCGCCACAACCCUCCAUGCGCGAGUACGAAGGGUGGUGA